Molecule: messenger RNA, 550 nt
Organism: Xenia sp. Carnegie-2017
Lineage: Eukaryota; Metazoa; Cnidaria; Anthozoa; Malacalcyonacea; Xeniidae
Exons: 3
Coding region: 24-536 (170 amino acids)
Source: RefSeq, a predicted model, not a curated record
GAAACUUUGAAAUUGUUGGACGCAUGUUUGCCACAAUGAUUCUUCAAGGUGGUGAAGUGCCUCGUGCUCUUUCAAGUACAGUUUGCAAAUAUAUUGAAGGUGGAAAAAUAGAACCAAAGUUGGAAGAAGUGGUUGAAAUAACUGUAAGGAAUUCUCUUAAAAAGUUGCAAGAAGCAGACACCCAACAAGAUGCAAACAAUGCCUUUGCAGAAUGUUCAGACUGGCGUGUUGAAAUUGAUGGUCUACCAUCAUCUCUUAAACUAGAGAAUAAAGACCUUUUUUUGAAAGAAGUCAUAGAAUACUUUGUUGUGAUCAAAUGCAAGCCGAUGCUUGAUCAGCUGCUUGAUCGGUUGAAAUAUUACAAUGUGUUGGAACUACUUAGAGCACAUAAAGGCAUGGCACAACACAUUUUCAUGUAUGACCCAGAUGAUAAACUGGAUGUGAAAAAGCUGCUUAAAAUUUUAAAACCAAAUUUAGCACCAAUUGGAAAUAUAAGGAGGCAAUCAGAGGAAAUAGUGAUGGCAAAAUUUAUUUAAUUUCUAAAGGCCGC